Molecule: messenger RNA, 312 nt
Organism: Heterotrigona itama
Lineage: Eukaryota; Metazoa; Arthropoda; Insecta; Hymenoptera; Apidae
Source: the annotation of a GenBank genome assembly
AUGAGAGACUUCACGACGAUGGUAACUGACACUCGCAACCUGCACACACUGGCAAACAUUCUUCGCUAUCGUUCUGAAUCGCGUCGACAGGUGGGGCGUGCACGCGACAAUCUGCGCUACAUCGGCGAACGAGUGACCAGAGGAAUGGACGAGAUCGAGCAGGACGUUGGAAAGGAGCUGCGAGUUACCGGUCGACUGACGACGCAGAGCGCGAAACUGGCGGGGGUGCUGCGACGAUUCGGCAGCCUCGAGGAGAACGUGAUCGAGGUAGGCACGAUCUCUCGACAUCGCUCGAAGGAGAUUCGCGACUGA